CCCAAAGCUGUUUGAUAUACGGACUAAUUUUCUGAUUCAGCAAUUAGUCAACUAAUAACAAAUCGCUUUAAAAGAGGUUAGGUAGUCUUACAAAGAAAAUAGCUUUAUCUCCUGUACAUAUUGCAUAAUGUUGCUCAAUAUGAUACGCGGACGAGCGGUGAGUUGUCAUCAUCGGUAUCACAGUCAAUGUCACGUACAUCGUGUGACGAAUCAGUACGCGACGGUACUCGUAACGGCGCUAAUGUAAAUUGUAUAAAGACGAUUAUGAUCCGUAUCCUUUGUCGUGUAUUAACUUCGCCGAUAAUCUCAUCAAGAAUUGGGAUGCGCGCGAAUCAUGCCAUAGCCGAUGUUUUGAUGGAGCGAGUGCCCUUUUCAAGGGAUUUUCUGUUUCGCCAGUUUUUUGAUCCAAUAUCGAGCACAUAUACAUAUUUGCUGGCCGAUAUCAACGAUAAGGAAGCAAUUUUAAUUGAUCCAGUUGUCGAAUGGGUUGAACGUGAUAAAAAAAUCAUCGAGGAACUGGGAUUAACGUUGAAAUAUGCCCUCAACACGCAUAUGCACGCAGACCAUAUCACCGGGACGGGUCGACUGAAGUCACUGUUGCCUGAUUGCAAAUCCAUGAUAUCGCGCAGUAGCGGUGCCGAGGCGGACGUACUCCUGGAGCCAUACGAUCACAUUCAAUUCGGCAGACACCAAUUGAAAGUGGUGCCCACUCCAGGUCAUACCGAAGGUUGCGUCACGUACGUUUGCGAUGAGCAGGCAAUCGCGUUCACGGGAGAUGCACUCUUGAUACGAGGAUGCGGCAGAACAGAUUUUCAGGGCGGAUCCGCAGCGAUUCUGUAUAAAUCCGUUCACGAGAAGAUAUUGAGUUUGCCGGAAUAUUAUCGACUAUAUCCGGCGCAUGAUUACAAUGGCAGAACCGUCACUACUGUGGCAGAGGAGAAGGCUUUCAAUCCUAGACUAUCCAAGUCGCUCGAGGAGUUCGUCGACAUUAUGAAUCAUCUGAAUCUUCCUUAUCCCAAGAUGAUUGAUAAAGCUGUACCGUCCAACAAAGUUUGCGGUUUGUAUGAGGUUGAAAAAGAAAAGAGCGAGCAGUGAGAAUCAUCGACAGCAUUCUAGGCAACACAGUAGCACAUCAGUAUUGAAGCUUUAUUUAUUAUACUUGGAUAAUAAUACCAGAUACCUAUAUCUAAUAGUCAUUAUUAAUACAUAAUGAAUUGUGUGAUUAUUUCUGAUUUUUUAAAUAUUUUAUUAUGGAGAGCGGUAUAAUUAACGUAUAUAUAUAUAUAUAUAAAGUAUAAUCACACAUAUCUUGUAAGUUUUAACUCAACUUAGUCUUAGAGCAAUAAACUUUACAAUAUGAUAUUAUUAUAAUACACAAUGAUUUUUAAUAUAUAAUUCACGUUGUUAUCGUUGUAUUAUUUUCUUCUACUAUGUGUGUUGAGUUCAAAAAAUUCAAGCUUGUUUGUCGGGAAAUGCAUGUGUUGAAAAGCGUGAAAUGACGGUGUUAUUUUGAAUAAAACGGUCAAUUGAGAAUUUGUCAACAAUA
This is a messenger RNA of Cataglyphis hispanica, 1546 nucleotides long. Its product is annotated as persulfide dioxygenase ETHE1, mitochondrial. NCBI's taxonomy places the organism in Eukaryota, Metazoa, Arthropoda, Insecta, Hymenoptera, Formicidae. The coding region runs from base 187 to 1095 and encodes 302 amino acids. The record is from RefSeq and is a predicted model, not a curated record. Gene Ontology annotation, biological process: glutathione metabolic process; hydrogen sulfide metabolic process. Gene Ontology annotation, molecular function: sulfur dioxygenase activity. The transcript is spliced from 6 exons.